Molecule: messenger RNA, 2116 nt
Organism: Cimex lectularius (bed bug)
Lineage: Eukaryota; Metazoa; Arthropoda; Insecta; Hemiptera; Cimicidae
Exons: 3
Coding region: 118-1851 (577 amino acids)
Source: RefSeq, a predicted model, not a curated record
ACAUCAAAUCCAAGUGGUCUCCGACAGUACCCGGACCUCCUCCGUCCGACCGUGGAAACGAUUUUUAGCUCUCGAGAGGAAUUCACAUCACGAGGCAGACUCUUCUAUGGGAAUGAUAUGCGCUUUCUGAAGAUGGAAAACUGCACUAUAAAAGUGAUUUUCCUGGUGUUGCUGAGUUUUAUUUGUGCGAGAGUAGUAGAAGGAGGAUAUUAUAAAAUCAGGGCGCCCCCACCGCCUCCAGUGCCGCCUGCCAGCCUCCAUUAUGGUCCUCAUCCACCUUCUCACCACCACCACUCUCCUCAUCCUUAUCGGAUCUACCCUCCUCACCCUCCUAAGCACCACAUGACCCCUCACAUACUCCCGUACCACCCCCAUUCCAGAGGUCCGCACGGUCACGUACACCACAAGAACACGGCCCAUUCCAGGGAGUUCCAAAGGGUGCCCAACUUCGCCCAGAAGGCCUUGUACAACCCUUGGAAGCACUUCAACCCCUUCAGGGCACCCGUGGUGAAAGAAACGUUCAACCUUCCGCCGCCUUCUUACCUCCCGUCUUUCGUCAAGAACGAAGACAAAGGCCCCAUCCACACGAUACCAGCUCCCAACCUGGGCCCGGCCGACAAACCUAACAUAUUUCUGAAGCAAAACGAGUUCCUGGCACCCACUCACAACCACGGCCAUUCUGGCGGACAGAAGAUGUAUAAACCUGAAGAUGAUCUCGUAGCUGUUCUUCAACACGGCAUACACAAAGUCAAUGUACCCCACAGUACAGGAUACCAGGUAACCGAAGACCCGAGUUUGCAUCAACCAAACUCAGAUAAGCCUUCCUACUUCGCCCCCGAUCCGGAUCCAAGCGUGCCAGCAGUGAAAGUGCCCGCGACUUCAGAUCCGCAUUCGAUCCCGAGCAACGGACAAGUACCUCUCGACGUCUACCUACAACAGGAAGCCGAUAAAAUCGCCGCCCAUCAACAAGCGGAUAAUUCGAACUCGCUCACCGCACAAGACCUGUUUAAUCUCCUCAAUUAUCAACAAGGAAGUACUGUUAAUCUCUUCCCCCAGCUGAGCCAGCCGCUCUUCCAGCCCAACCUCCAGUUAUACAACCCGGGUGUUCUCCUGCAGCAGGAUUAUCACGGAGACGGCCUUCAGCAGUCUGUGCAACAUUUUACCCCGCAGUUCCAGACGUUCAACUACGACGAAAGGACUCAGCAAGGCGCUUACGGCAGCAACAGCUUCCCGACGGCCAGCAUGGGAUUCCAAUUGAACACCGAUGACCUGUCCACCUCCGGGGACCUUUUCGACGAUUUCAAAGACAACGAAGUAGCCGGCAAUGAGAAAGAAGAGAUUUUUAAAAAAAUAGAUGAAAAUGAAAUUUCCUCUAGACAAAUUGAAUCGAAGAGAAAACCCACAGACAAAAAAGACGAAUUAGAAGUCAAGAAUCAAUUUGCCAGCACUGUCAAUCACGUGCAAACUUUCACGCCUUAUUAUACGACUCCUACUCCAGCUCAAACCCCAUCAACGGUUCAAAGCCCAAAACAAGAAAAACCUCAAGAAGAAAAGCCUGAAACCAACGAAAAUGUAAAAUCCCAGACGAAAACCCCUAACAUUGACACAACACAAAAUGUCGAAAUAGUCAAGCCAGAGGAAAACUUUCAACUUCAGAAAUCAAUUCAGAUAUACGAGAACACCGGCCAUGUCCUGUCCAAAGAGCUGAGCCCUAAGAGUACCCGGAAAGAAGGGAAAACGGCGAGAGGACUCGUCCUGGCGGAAAUCGUGCCGGAAACCAUCAGCAAUCAGGCUGACGUCGGGGCUGCGAAUAUACCGUUUGGUGCUAGAUUGCGGCCGAAAAGAUUCUAAAAUCCUUUUCUGAAUUUCUACAUUUAUUUAUUGGCUGCCUGCUUCGGCUUUAUGACAAUACAAGACUGCUAUCAUAAAAAUUCGACACGAGGAUAGGUCGGAAUGUAUAUAGACAUUUUAACUUUCUUUUUUCUCUUUUCUUUUUAUUUAUAAACUGUGGGAUUUAACAAAGAGAAAAAUUUCAGCAUGUCAGUGCAUUUCUAGUAGUUGGUUACCUGGUAGCAAAAAAAAAAUUCAAUAAAAUUUGUGUUAAAAACAAUUGCUC